UGCUGUGGCAGCGGUGAGGCGGAGGUGGCGGCUGCAGUGUCUCCGUUGUCGGGAUAUUGGCGGCAGCAGCUGCAGGCUGAGCUGCGCUGUACAGACCCGGUGCAUGGUGCGGGAUCUCGGGACAGCGCGUAAGAUGCCUCUGAUGGAGCAAGCUUUGCGAAACAUCUCUGGCCCCGUGGCUUUGAACAGGAGCUCGAGCCGGAGAUCAUUUAAAGCCCUGGCCAUUGCAUCCUGAGGACCACAGCUUGGGAGAACAUGGCUGUGAUUUUAGAUGACGACGUGCCGCUCAUUCUGACCUUGGACGAGGGUGAGAGUGCUCCGCUGGCUCCUUCCGACAGCCUGGGCCAAGAAGAGCAGCCCAGCAAAAAUGGGGGCAGCCACAGCGUCCAGGACUCCCAGGGUCCCAGUCUGGUCCCCGGGGCCGGGACCUACAGUUUCCCCUCCAGUCCCGCUGGACACAACUGGGAGAUGAAUUAUCAAGAGGCCGCAAUCUACCUCCAGGAAGGCCAGAACAAUGACAAGUUCUUCACCCACCCCAAGGAUGCCAGAGCGCUGGCGGCCUACCUCUUUGCACACAACCACCUCUUCUACAUGAUGGAGCUCCUCACAGCCCUGCUGCUGCUGCUGCUGUCGCUGUGCGAGGCACCCGCCGUCCCUGCGCUCCGGCUUGGCAUUUAUGUCCACGCCACCCUGGAGCUGUUCGCCCUCAUGGUGGUGGUAUUUGAACUCUGCAUGAAGUUGCGGUGGCUGGGCUUCCACACGUUUGUCCGGCAUAAGCGCACCAUGGUCAAGACAUCCGUCCUGGUGGUGCAGUUCAUCGAGGCCAUUGUGGUGCUGGUGCGACAGACAUCCCACAUGCGGGUGACCAGGGCGCUACGCUGCAUUUUCCUGGUGGACUGUCGGUACUGUGGCGGCGUGCGGCGCAACCUGCGGCAGAUCUUCCAGUCGCUGCCACCUUUCAUGGACAUCCUUUUGCUGCUGCUCUUCUUCAUGAUCAUCUUCGCCAUCCUUGGUUUCUACUUAUUCUCCACUAACCCUUCCGACCCCUACUUCAAUACCCUGGAGAACAGCAUCGUCAACCUGUUUGUGCUUCUGACCACAGCCAACUUUCCAGACGUAAUGAUGCCCUCCUACUCCCGGAACCCCUGGUCCUGCGUCUUCUUUAUCGUGUACCUCUCCAUCGAGCUGUACUUCAUCAUGAACUUGCUCCUGGCCGUGGUGUUCGACACCUUCAAUGACAUCGAAAAGCACAAGUUCAAGUCUCUGCUGCUGCAUAAGCGAACCGCCAUCCAGCAUGCGUACCGCCUGCUUGUCAGCCAGCGGAGGCCAGCCGGCAUCUCCUACAGGCAGUUCGAAGGCUUGAUGCGCUUCUACAAGCCCCGAAUGAGUGCGAGGGAGCGCUUCCUGACUUUCAAGGCUCUGAACCAGAGCAACACACCUGUGCUCAGCCUGAAGGACUUCUAUGAUAUUUACGAAGUUGCUGCUCUGCAGUGGAAGGCAAAGAAGAACAGAGAGCAUUGGUUUGACGAGCUUCCCCGAACGGCUUUCCUCAUUUUCAAAGGAAUUAACAUCCUUGUAAAGUCCAAGGCCUUCCAGUAUUUCAUGUACUUGGUGGUGGCCGUCAACGGGGUGUGGAUCCUGGUGGAGACGUUCAUGUUGAAAGGUGGGAAUUUCAUCUCGAAGCAUGUGCCCUGGAGUUACCUCGUGUUUCUCACCAUCUAUGGAGUUGAGCUGUUCCUGAAGGUGGCUGGCCUGGGCCCUGUGGAGUACCUGUCCUCUGGAUGGAACCUGUUCGAUUUCUCCGUCACAGCAUUUGCCUUCCUGGGACUGCUCGCGCUGACGCUCAACAUGGAGCCGUUCUAUUUCAUAGUGGUCCUGCGUCCCCUUCAGCUGCUGAGGUUAUUUAAACUGAAGAAACGCUACCGUAACGUGUUGGACACCAUGUUUGAGCUGCUGCCACGAAUGGCCAGCCUCGGCCUCACACUGCUCACCUUCUACUACUCCUUCGCCAUCGUGGGCAUGGAGUUCUUCAAUGGGCGACUGUACCACAACUGCUGCAACACCAGCACGGUGGCUGACGCCUACCGGUUCAUCAACCACACGGUGGGCAAUAAGACCAAGGUGGAGGAAGGCUACUACUAUCUCAAUAACUUUGACAACAUCCUCAACAGCUUCGUGACCUUGUUUGAGCUCACAGUUGUCAAUAAUUGGUACAUCAUCAUGGAAGGCGUCACCUCACAGACCUCCCACUGGAGCCGCCUGUACUUCAUGAUCUUCUACAUCGUGACCAUGGUGGUGAUGACUAUUAUCGUGGCCUUCAUCUUGGAGGCCUUUGUCUUCCGCAUGAACUACAGCCGCAAGAGCCAGGACUCGGAAGUGGACAGCGGCAUUGUCAUCGAGAAGGAGAUUUCUAAGGAGGAGCUCCUGGCCAUCCUGGAGCUUUAUCGGGAGGUGCGGGGAACCUCCUCUGACGUCACCCGGCUGCUUGACACCCUCUCUCAGAUGGAGAAAUACCAGCAAAACUCCUUGGUGUUUCUGGGACGGAGAUCAAGAACCAAAAGUGACCUGAGCUUGAAGAUGUACCAGGAGGAAAUCCAGGAGUGGUAUGAGGAGCACGCCCGGGAACAAGAGCAGCAGCAGCUCAAGGGCAGGGUGCCCGGCCCCGCCACCCAGCAGCCCCCCGUCAGUCGCCAGCGCUCCCAGACUGUCACCUAGCCAGGUCUCAUCAAGCCAGCUCUUCUAUGCAAUAACACCAUAGUAUUAUGUACUAGAUGUAUGGAAACCGUGUGUGUAUGAAGACACACUCAUAUAUAUGCACAUAUUCACACACAGACAGAAGGAAUAGCCAGGGCCGGUUUGACCCGCCUUGCUCUGUCUUCCUGAGCUCCUUCAGUUGGCUUGGGCUAGAGGACCAGGCCCGGCUGAGCCCUUCCUACCAUGGAGAACUCCGGAAGCCCUGAAACAGGCUGUGCCAUCUUAGCUAGCGAUGCCAGCUUUCUUCAGGGGGGUCACACAGGUGGGACCCUGACUGCCUCCCUGCUGCUGCCUCAGGCUUCGUCCUGCAUCGUCCCCAUUAGUCCUGCGGCUACCACAGGUGCCCGUGUCUGGUAUUAGGGAGAAAACCACUAGGGAGAAACCCCACAGCCUGCAGGAUGAUAUCUGUAGAUGGCAGAGUGCUAGGAGGUUCCCUUGAGGGAUCAGUGCCUGCGACCCAGUGGGACAUCUAGUCAGGCCUCUGCUGGACAGAGAUGGUGCCAGACAGCAGAGCACUCCACCCAGCCUUGUGGCUGAAAUCCUCUAACAGCUUCCUAGGGAAGCUAGGCCCAGCAGGAGGAAGCCAACAGGACUCCGCAGGAAUUUGGCCAGUCCCUUCUGUAAGUCACUGCUCAGCAAUUAGUAUGAGCUGGUGCUGAAGGCAAUGCCCCUCCCAGCCCCCUUCUUCACACAGUGCAGGAGAUACUGUGUCUGGGGAGGGAGCCACAGCACCGAGACCUUUAUUGCCCGUCCCGGCAGUUCUUGACCACCACCACAUCCACCACACCAUGGGGUGCUGCUUGUCAAGAACUCUGGGGCACAGUGAGGACUGGUCUUCCCCAAGGUUCUCAUAAGCUAGCUGCGUGGGGGAGGAGGGUCAGGUGAGCAUUCAGUCGCCUUCUACCAGUGCUUUGUGGGAGUUCUUUUGACAUCUCAGCAAGGUGGUGGUUAGGCAGUGAGUGGAGCAAAGGCGGUAGAAGCAGGGAUAGAGCUGUGGUUACUUCAUCCCGCUGUUCUGUCCCCUGGGGGAAGAAGCACAGAGGCAGGCAGGGUUGGGGAGAGCUGGGGAAGCAGCUCCGUCUCUGCCUGGCACCCCUGCUAAUCUGACCUUCCAUACCCGCUGUUGAUUGGGAGUCAGAGUGGGCAGGCACAGGUCCCCUCACGUUCUCCCCGCUGAAGAACGUGAGGCCAAGCUGGAAAGCAGGCGUUUUCACUUUAAAGCACAGCCCCUGGGAAAGCCACUGGUUCCCACAGGGAGUCAGGACUGGCAGAGUUCCUUCCGGUUGGAAGGGCUCCCUGGGGCUCAGCCUGGACUCAGGGCACAGCCCCCUCCCAGAGAAGCUGCUUCAUUUGCACAGCUGGGUGCCUUAGUUUUUGUGUAUGAGUGGCAUUUUGGAAGCAGAAAGAGGGAGGCCUCCAAAGACGGCCUGGUCAUAGGCCCUUACUCUACCCCAAGGAUUUCAAAUAUCCCGCAGCCUCGGAGAGCAGAGCGCAGGUGUGCACGCUGGUCUGCCCGACGCAGAGGUACCAGAAUCCUCUGGGUUAAGCACACACCAGCCAGGUGCCUGAGGGAAAUAGUGCUGGCAGACCAAACUGCAGCCUGUUGUGUCCCCUGGGGGACACCUGUCCCCCUACAGGGUCACCCUGGGCACGCCAAGCUGGGGGCAGACAUAAUUGCCCAAGCUGUGAACUGAGGACCCUGGGACCCUGUCUAGCCUGGAUACCCCUUCCCUCAGUUCAGUUGAAUGGGGACGGGUGGCUCUGUGUCACAGCCUAUGGAACCACGCUCCUCCUGACAGGGCAAAGGCACUGUGGGGACGGUGUCCAGCUCUUUCCUCCUUGCUUCCCCUCCCCCACCCCAGCCUUACUGCACACCAUGCAGACAAUCAUUUUGUAUGGGUCAGGAGCCACGUCGUCGUCGUCAGAAGGUUUUAUACAAUGAUUUGUUACCUUGGAACCCACUGUGCCCGGAUUUCUGGUGUCAAUAAAGAGCCUCUGCUUUGUA
Molecule: messenger RNA, 4759 nt
Organism: Psammomys obesus (fat sand rat)
Lineage: Eukaryota; Metazoa; Chordata; Mammalia; Rodentia; Muridae
Gene: Tpcn1
Product: two pore segment channel 1
Exons: 28
Coding region: 256-2715 (819 amino acids)
Biological process (GO): monoatomic ion transport; transmembrane transport
Cellular component (GO): lysosomal membrane; endosome membrane
Molecular function (GO): monoatomic ion channel activity; voltage-gated channel activity
Source: RefSeq, a predicted model, not a curated record